This is a messenger RNA of Labeo rohita (rohu), 1083 nucleotides long. RefSeq lists its product as uncharacterized. Gene Ontology annotation, molecular function: transmembrane signaling receptor activity. The coding region runs from base 126 to 971 and encodes 281 amino acids. NCBI's taxonomy places the organism in Eukaryota, Metazoa, Chordata, Actinopteri, Cypriniformes, Cyprinidae. The transcript is spliced from 4 exons. Gene Ontology annotation, cellular component: plasma membrane. The record is from RefSeq and is a predicted model, not a curated record.
UCACAUUCUGCCGCUCAUAUUAAAGACGUGACCAGGAAACACUCAGAGCUCAUCUGAACACACAUCGAGAGCUUCAGAAGAACUGAAUCUACUAACAACAGAGAAGAUCAUUGAAUAAGAGAAGAAUGAAGAUCAUCUGGACUUUCACUCUGCUGAUGAUUCCUGGUGUUGUGAGCUCCAUCAGUGUGACAGGAUAUUCAGGAGGUGGAGUCAGAAUCAAAUGUGCAUAUGAUGAAGGAUAUACAGCAUAUAUAAAGUAUUUUUGUAGAGGAGAAUGGUCAGUGUGUACAGACCGAAUCAAGACUGAAGAGAAAGAUAAAUGGGUUGAUAAUGGAAGAUUCUCUCUGUAUGACGACACAAGAGCAGCAGUUUUUACUGUGAUCAUCAGAGAUCUGAGUGAACAAGAUUCUGACAUCUACUACUGUGGAACUGAAAGAACUGGAUAUGAUUUAUACACUGAAGUGAAUCUGAAUGUUUUAACAGCUGAUUGUUGUGAGAAGAGCAUCAGUCUAUCAGCUGCUGCAGGAGGAUCUGUGAACAUCAGCUGCAAAUACCCACAAUCCCACAGUGCUGAUGUCAAGUUUGUCUGCAGGAGAUCUGGAUCUGAUCUCUGUGCUGAAGAGACGUCUGUGAAGAAGAACAGAAGACGGAGCGCUGAGGGACAGAUCCAGCUGUAUGAUGACAGAGAGCAGCAGCUCCUGACGGGAACCAUCAGUCAUGUGACUCAACAACAUUCAGCUGAAUACUGGUGUGGAGUUCAGUCUGAUCAAGGACACAAGAGCUUCAUCACACGAGUCCUCAUCAGCAUUACUGAAACGUCUUCAUCACCACAGUUAUCAUCACUGUCUUCAUCAUCAUCAUCAUCAUCAUCAUCAUCAUCAUCUUCUUCUUCUUCUUCUUCUUCUUCUUCUUCGUCAUCAUCAUCAUCAUCAGUUGAAUCUCCACAGCAGAGAAUGUGUGUCAGAAACUGAUUUAUUUUACAGGAGUUUGAGAUGUUCAGUAUUUAGUAUUCUGUGAGAACAGAUCAAAUGGAUAUUAAUUAUAAUGUCAGAGGAAAACAGUUUCCUCUAGAUGUGUCUGAUU